Molecule: messenger RNA, 1303 nt
Organism: Malaya genurostris
Lineage: Eukaryota; Metazoa; Arthropoda; Insecta; Diptera; Culicidae
Gene: Nup37
Product: nucleoporin Nup37
Exons: 2
Coding region: 299-1276 (325 amino acids)
Cellular component (GO): nuclear pore outer ring
Molecular function (GO): protein binding
Source: RefSeq, a predicted model, not a curated record
AUUAGAGCGUAUAAGCAAGUGACAGUUUUUUUUUUAAUCACUCUCUCUUUUUCAUUUUUGUGCGAUUUAAAAGAUUUUCUUUGAUUUCACUACUCUGUUUGAAAAACGAUUGUUUCGGGUAUCAUUUUAUGCAAAGAGUUGAGUGAUAAUCAUGGAAACCGCUUGGUAAUUGAUAGCAGAGAAAGUAAACAAUGAGAAACUGUCACUUGCUUAUACGCCCUAAUGAAAAAUCAACCGAGAAUUAUUGUUUAAUUUUUGUCGAUAAGGCGCUAAAUUAUUUUAGUAAAACACAUGAAAUAUGCCGCAAAGCAUGGAUUCUUCGAACAGCUCACCACCGACUCAUUCGAUAACGUUUCCAGAUAAAAUUACUACAUUUGAGUUGUCUAGUUAUGAGUGGUCUCAGAACUUAUUAUGCGUUGCUCUCCCCGAUAAACUGAUGUUAGGAGUGGUUCGAUUUCCGGAGGAAAGCGAACUGGAGUGCUUUGAGUGGAAUCAACUAAAGGAAGUUCACCAUGAAAGUCGCUGUCAUGCCGUAGCAUUCGCGCCUGAAACGUCGUUGGCGGUUCUACCCAAGGUGGUCGUUAUUUGUACGGCAGGAGCCGACUACAAUUUGCGCAUAUUCAACAGUGAUCUAGAAGAUGAUAAUACGAUACAGGUACUGCAAGGUCAUCGCGGCUAUGUGAAUCAGAUCAGCUGGGAUCCCGACGGGGAGUACCUGGCGUCUUGCGGAGACGAUCACAUGUGUAUUAUGUGGAAACGCAAGGAAAACUAUUCGAAAGGGUCGACAUUUUUCUUUGGCUCAGCGGUAGUGUCCGCCAAAUGGCAUCCUGAUGAGUCCGGUAAGGUACUUAUUGCCGAAAAGUCUGGAAUUGUGCAUCUUUACAAUGUGGAAUCGAAGCUAGCAAUAUUGUCAGUUGAGAGCAGUAAAAAUCCACUCAACUACGCUGACUGGAGUCUAAAUAAUUCAGCCUUUGUGGUAGCACUAGCAGGCGGAGAGUUGAUUUUCUGGGAUUUGAUGCGACCAAGUCGACCCAUAGAGAACAAACGAAUUCACGAGGAUUGUGGUCAUAUCGUCAAGUUUUCGCCACAUUCGGAAACCAUUGUUGCCAGCGUGGGACGUCCGAGGAGUACCCUAAAAGUUAUUCAUACUAAAAAUCAGAUUCCUCAAAUAGAAGCUAAGUUACUAUUGUAUGGCGGGCUGUGCUGGCACUACCAGCUUCCAUAUGUUGUAGCAGGUCAGGAUAGAAAAUUAUGUUUUUGGAAAAUUUCUCUUUGAACUGAUUAAACGGUGGUGAACUUCAAA